AUGGGCAAGGACUAUUAUGGAAUCCUGGGCAUUGGCAAGGAUGCAAGCCAGGACGAUAUCAAGAAAGCGUACCGAAGGGCUGCCCUGAAGUGGCAUCCGGACAAAAACCAGGAGCGCCGAGCCGAGGCUGAGGAAAAGUUCAAGGACAUUGCGGAGGCUUAUGAUGUCCUGAGCGAUCCAGAAAAGAAGUCCAUCUAUGACCAAUACGGCGAGGAUGGUCUGAAGGGAGCACCAGGGCCAGAUUCUGCCGGCAGUGCGGGCAUGCCUGGUGGGCCCGGAGGUUUCCACUACCAGUUCUCUGGGGACCCGAACGACAUGUUCGCAAGGUUCUUCAAGGACUCCUUCAAUCGAUCGUCUUCAUUUGGAGAGUCUCCAUUCGAGGAAAUGUUUGGCAUGGGCGGCAUGGGCGGCAUGGGUGGCAUGGGCGGCAUGGGCGGCAUGGGUGGAAGCAUGCCGGGCAUGCGUGCCGGUCAAGGCAGCCAUGCUUCCAGGCCUGCGGUCUUUGACCUGCCCUGCUCGCUUGAGGAGCUGUACAAUGGAGCAGCAAAGAAGAUGAAGGUGAAGCGCUCAUCGUCGACGCUUCCUCGAGAGGCAGAGGCUGUGCUGGAAGUUGAGGUCAAGCCUGGAUGGAAAGCUGGGACAAAGGUGACUUUCCAGGGCGAGGGUGACGAGAUUGGAAGUUCAGGCAAAGCGCAGGACGUUGUUUUCAUCAUUCGAGAGAAGGGACAUCCGACCUUCACGAGAGAGGGCUCCAACUUGCUGCACCAUCGGAAGAUUCCACUCGUAGAUGCCCUCACAGGCUUUAAGGUGGACGUUUCCAUGUUGGACAAGAAGGAGCGUAUUCUCCGAGUUAAUGUGACAGACAUCGUCAGCCCGAACUAUGUAAAGGUGGUGAAAGGUGAAGGCAUGCCAUCUAGCAAGCCUGGUGGAAGCAAGGGAGAUCUUAUUAUCACCUUCGACAUCGUCUACCCAUCGUCGUUAACCACUGAGCAGAAGGAGAAGCUCAAGGCUGCAUUGCCCAGGUCAUGA
Symbiodinium pilosum is the source of this 1029-nucleotide messenger RNA. The record is from the annotation of a GenBank genome assembly. Lineage: Eukaryota; Dinophyceae; Suessiales; Symbiodiniaceae.